Molecule: messenger RNA, 2599 nt
Organism: Electrophorus electricus (electric eel)
Lineage: Eukaryota; Metazoa; Chordata; Actinopteri; Gymnotiformes; Gymnotidae
Gene: rskrb
Product: ribosomal protein S6 kinase related b
Biological process (GO): protein phosphorylation
Molecular function (GO): protein serine/threonine kinase activity; ATP binding
Source: RefSeq, a predicted model, not a curated record
UCAACAGGAGGUAUCUGUUGGUAUCUGUGGAGGAUGUUAAGGGAAAAUACCUUGUUUAUAUCGCCAUAAAUUCUAGUUACAGAGAUGGUUAAUUCUUACUGAUGUGUUUAAGCAAACCCCAGGCUGUCUUGUGGAAAAGCCUAUGUGUAAAAUGCUUUAUUAACUCUGAAAUUCGCGAUUUCAGGCUAGUGCGACUUACAGCGUGGAGGAACGCAAUAUAGGAUGAACUUAAUUCUCAACGGAAAGCAUUAAAUGUGAUGGGUGCCGAUGGUAGCAAGACCAGCAAGCUGCAACUGCAACAUACGGAGGAGCGCCGCUACUCAUCAAGAUGGCGCGGCUUUCUCUCCAGAAUAGGCGUGUCCUUGUCCCCGAGACUGUGCCGUCUCUACCCGCAGCGCGUCGACUCACGGAGGAUGAUUCGGGACAAGGGGGUACCUGUACCUGAGCAAAUGCCCGGCCACGAGAAACUGCGCAACGCAGAGUGGAACCUUCCUGGCUUCAUCUCCAUGUUUCUACCUGAGUUUCCCCAUCGCAACGCCCACUUACACGAGCACUUUGAGGUCCUGAGUUACAUUGCCAAAGGAUCAUUUGGUCCCAUCUUAAAGGUGAAGGAUAAAAUGACACAAAAAAUGUAUGCGGUUAAGGUUAUCCCGAAGUCUGAGAUUAUUCGUCUAGGUGUGCUGAACCAGUCUAAGGAAGAGGUGAUAGUCCAGCAUCAGGUCCACCAUCCUUUCAUCCAUGACCUGCAGGACUGCUGGCAGACCCAGCAUCACCUCAACAUUAUGUGUGACUAUUGCAGCACAGGGGAUUUAUACACAUACUGGGUGAUGAUUGGUCAGUUUAUGGAGAAUACAGUUAAGGUGUUUGCUGCUGAGCUGGGCUGUGCUAUAGGCUUUCUUCAUGAUUUUGGGAUCAUCCACCGUGAUGUUAAGAUGGAGAACAUCCUCUUAACAGAUCAAGGCCAUGUACGGCUGGCUGAUUUUGGUUUGUCUCGACGGCUGGAGCAAGGAGGAAGGGCAUUCACCAUCUGUGGCACUAUUCAGUACAUGGCUCCUGAAGUAUUAAGUGGGGGCCCAUAUAACCAUGCUGCUGAUUGGUGGUCUCUUGGCAUCCUACUCUUUGCAUUGGCCACUGGCAAGUUCCCUCUGUCUGCGGAGUCUGAUCACAGCAACAUGCUGAGGAAGAUGUGUUGCUUCCCCUACGACAUGCCUAGAGCCUUCUCCCCUCCGUUUGCCCUUCUGCUCACCGAGCUCCUGUGUAAAAACCCUAUGCGGCGCCUCCGUUCACUGGAGCGCUUCAAGGGCCAGACCUUUUUUCGCGGCAUGCCCUUCGACGCGCACCUGCUGCAAAAGAGCCCCGUAGAGCCCAUCCUGGAGUUGAGAGAGCGGCCAGACCGUGCUGCGAAAGCCCGCCGAGGCAUCACCCCUGAGCCCUUCCCCCAGUUUGACAGCAACUUACUUACAGAUUCCACCUUGACGCCAGCCGCAGAGAUGUCCCCAGCAUGGGCCAAAUUGGAAAUACUGGAGGACUUCAUCCACAGCAAUUUACCUGAAGGCAAUGUGUUUGUGUAUCAGGAUGCUAACUAAAUGCAGUUGCCUGCAGGUAAUCUGAAACCUAUUGCUCAGAGUUUGUUGAAUCCAUGUAUUAAUAAGCAUGUCUUCCUUUUAUAGAUCAUGGAAAAUUGUUACUUUCUCUACAAUGUACACAUAUCCUGAGCCUACUGGUUGAACCUAUUGGUGGUGUACACAUUUGCAUCAAGCAGUGUGACUACUGAGUGGAAAAUGACUGGGCUUACUUUUAUGUGUAACCUUUAAUGUGUAAAGGCAUUGGUAGCCUGGCCUAGUUUCUUUUCAUUUGAUAAUCUAAGUUGUAUGGUCUUUACCUUCCAAUUAUAUUGUCAUAUUUUGCAGCGUGUGCUUGUCCCUCAGUGUUACCUAAAACAUUUUGAGUAAUAAGCCAGUUUUGAUAUGUCAAAUAUAGAUUGUUCCUGACUCCUAAACAAAGCUCCUAAAAUGACCUUAACAUGAAAUAAGUGACCAAAAGAUACAUCCUCCUUUACAUGACAUUAUAUUUAAAUCCAUUUAACAAAUCCAUAUCAUAUGGUUCUUUUUGCGUAAUGCACUUUGCAUAUGUUUACAAAUAAGAUGUUAUGGCACACAUUUUUCAUUAUAGCAAAAUCUUGACUAGCUGAACAAUGAGCACAGCAAGUGCAAUGUAACAAGAUCUUACCAUUAAAUUACAUAAUUUAAUUAUGAACUUUAGGCAUUAUUAAAUUACAUGUUGGUAUAGGGCUGAAACACCUUGCUCAAGGUCAUAAUGGGAGUACCAGGAUGUUAUCAAGAAUCAAGCAGAGAUCAAGCCAAGAAUGUAUUGUUUUAUAGCCACUUCUCAACAGACCAACAGACUACCACAACCUAAAAAUGAAAUUACAUGCUUCUUGGAUAUAUUCUUAAUAACUUUUUGGUUCAAAGAGCAGCCUGUGUACAAUUCUCCAUUCAUUUUGGCUAAGACGAUGGUCCUUAUUGUGUUCCCUGAAUACCUCAAACCUUUUGUUUUUGUGCUUUCUUGUAUCUUAAAUAAUAAAAUCUAAAAUCCAUAA